CGCUUCCCCCGUCCAGCCUGGUGCCAGUGUGCGCCCGGGGAGUGGACAUGGCGGUCCUUGGAGUGCAGCUGGUAGUGACUCUGUUCACUGCCACCCUCAUGCACAGGAUGGCCCCACACUGCUCCUUCGCCCGCUGGCUGCUCUGCAAUGGCAGUCUGUUCCGGUACAUACACCCGUCAGAAGAGGAACUGCGGGCGCUGGCAGGGAAACUGAGGCCCCGGGGCAGGAAGGAACGGUGGGCAAAUGGUCUUCAUGAUGAGAAGCCAUUGUCAGUGCCUCGAGAUGCCCGUUUCCAGCUGGAGACCUGUCCCCUCACUGCUGUGGACGCCCUAGUCCUGCGGUUCUUUCUGGAAUACCAGUGGUUCGUCGACUUCGCUGUGUACUCUGUUGGUGUGUACCUCUUCACAGAGGCCUACUAUUUUGUGCUGGGCCCAGUCCAGGAGACCAACAUCGCUGUGUUCUGGUGUCUGCUCACUCUGGCCUUCUCCCUCAAAGUGUUCCUCAUGGUGACCCGGCUGUACUUCAGCACCAAGGAGGGUGGAGAGCGUUCAGUGUGCCUCUCCUUUGCCUUCCUCUUCCUCCUCUUGGCCAUGCUGGUGCAGGUGGUGCGGGAGGAGAUCCUGGAGCUGGGCCUGGAGCCAGGCCUGGCCAGCAUGACCCAGCACCUGGAGCCUGUUCUGAAGAAGCAGGAUUGGGACUGGACACUCCCUGUGAUCAAGUUGGUCAUCCGCCUUGGACUGGCGGUGCUAGGCUCCUUGCUGGGCGCCUUCCUCAUUUUCCCUGGCCUGAGGUUGGCCCAGACCCACCAGGACGCGCUGACUCUGUCUGCAGACCGACCACUGCUACAGCUGCUCCUGCACACCAGCUUCCUGUCGCCCCUGUGCACCUUGUGGCUCUGGACAAAGCCGGUUGCCCGGGACUUCCUGUACCAGGCACCCAUGAGGAAUAUGACCUUCUCUGUAUCAUCGGAAGGGACUUUUGACUCCCUGCGCCUCUGGGUACUGGUGGCGCUGUGCCUGUUGCGGCUGGCAGUGACCCGGCCACACCUGCAGGCCUACCUGUGCCUGGCCAAGACUCGAGUGGAGCAGCUACGCAAGGAGGCUGGCCGUAUUGAGGCCCGCGAAAUCCAGCAGCGGGUGGUUCGGGUCUACUGCUACGUGACGGUGGUGAGCCUGCAGUACCUGACGCCGCUCAUCCUCACUCUGCACUGCACACUGCUGCUCAAGACUCUGGGCGGCUACUCUUGGGCGCUGAGCUCUACCUCCUCACCACUGGCCCCACCCCAGCCCUCAGAGGUUUUGACCCCUGUAGACCCUGCAGGAGAUGAGGCCCAGCAGACUGCCGCCCAGGUCACAGGGAUCCUGGGUGGCCUGCUCACACCCCUCUUCCUCCGAGGUGUGUUGACCUACGUCAUCUGGUGGACUGCGGCCUGCCAGCUGCUCUCCAGCCUCUUCGGCCUCUAUUUCCACCAGCACCUGACAGCCUCUUAGCUUGGAGGCACUAGGCCAGCAUCUGAUUCCUGCCCACCAGGACUGGGACUGUCCCCUGUGUGUGUGCCUUGGUGCCCCUAGAUGACCUAAUGGUUGGUGUGGGGACUCCCUACCAUCUUUCACCUCAGUGCCUAGAUCAUGAACCCCUUUAAGCAGUCUCCCCUGGGCCAUGGUUCCCAAGUAUGUGUGUGUGAGGCACGUUUUACAGAAAUAUCCCAGAGACUUGGGAGAUGAGCAGGGGAGACCUGGAUAGUGAGAGGGGCCUGGGAGAGAGCGGGGCUAGGAAGGAGUGGGAACCCAGAGGUCAGAGGUGGCUAGGAGAGAGCUAGGGGUGGGACUCUGUCCCAGCAUCCACAUAGCCCUGGCAUCUGUCACUAUCACCAGGAGGGAGAGACAAGAGUCCAUGCCUGUCUCCCCAGCACUCUUGGGAGGCUGGAGCAGAAACAAGACCAUGUCUGUAGAACAAGGGGAAAAAAGGGGAAGGUGUGAAAGGGGGGAGGGGAGAUUGUCACCACCCUCCAAAGCUGUGAGCGUGACUGCUGUCAUGAAUUUUGAGGCCUUGGUGACUAAGGGUUACCUCCAACUCCAAAGUUGUCCUUUUGCUAUGACUUAGUGUGUGUACAUGUGUAUUUAUGAGAUAUGCAUGGCCACCUACGUAUGUAAAAUGUGUAUUGAGAAUAAAAAAGGAAGGCUCCUACAUCGCUGCCUUACCGUGUG
Molecule: messenger RNA, 2207 nt
Organism: Grammomys surdaster
Lineage: Eukaryota; Metazoa; Chordata; Mammalia; Rodentia; Muridae
Gene: Tmem161a
Product: transmembrane protein 161A
Exons: 12
Coding region: 48-1490 (480 amino acids)
Source: RefSeq, a predicted model, not a curated record